ACUGGUUCGCUUCAUUCCACUCGAUUCCGUACGUGGUGCUAUAUCGAAUACUUUACACCUAAAGGAAAAAAAAAAAAAGAAAUCGAUCAGAAGAUGCCGCCAAAAGCCAGUGGUAAAGCAGUGAAGAAAGCUGGUAAGGCACAAAAGAAUAUCAGUAAAACUGAUAAGAAGAAAAAAAGAAAGAGGAAGGAAAGUUAUGCCAUUUAUAUUUACAAAGUACUCAAACAAGUUCACCCUGAUACUGGUAUUUCAAGUAAAGCUAUGAGUAUUAUGAAUAGUUUUGUCAAUGAUGUUUUCGAACGUAUAGCUGCUGAAGCUUCAAGAUUGGCUCAUUACAACAAACGUUCGACUAUAACUUCCCGAGAGAUACAAACUGCCGUACGACUUUUACUUCCAGGUGAACUCGCUAAACAUGCCGUUAGCGAAGGCACCAAAGCUGUUACUAAGUAUACCAGUUCAAAAUGAAUUGAUAUACGUAUGCUACAAACGGUCCUUUUUAGGGCCACAAAUAAUUUAUUUACGUUGGAUAUUUUCUCUGAAUUUUAUAUUUCUCCAUAAGUAUCUAGAUUAUAAGAUACGAGACAAGAAUUAAUAAUUCCUUAUAAACAUAUAAAAUAUAUCCUGUACAAAUAUGUUAUAAAUAAAUUAGGGUAGAAUAUCUGUAAAAUAUUUUUAUAUGAAUAUAUAAAGUUUAUCUUUA
Messenger RNA from Vespa velutina, 700 nucleotides. RefSeq names its product histone H2B-like. Gene Ontology annotation, molecular function: structural constituent of chromatin; DNA binding; protein heterodimerization activity. Lineage: Eukaryota; Metazoa; Arthropoda; Insecta; Hymenoptera; Vespidae. Gene Ontology annotation, cellular component: nucleosome. The record is from RefSeq and is a predicted model, not a curated record. The coding region runs from base 94 to 465 and encodes 123 amino acids. The transcript has a single exon.